This is a messenger RNA of Strongylocentrotus purpuratus (purple sea urchin), 1796 nucleotides long. Its product is annotated as tryptophan 2,3-dioxygenase-like. Gene Ontology annotation, molecular function: heme binding; metal ion binding; L-tryptophan 2,3-dioxygenase activity. Lineage: Eukaryota; Metazoa; Echinodermata; Echinoidea; Camarodonta; Strongylocentrotidae. The record is from RefSeq and is a predicted model, not a curated record. The transcript has 5 exons. Bases 84 to 551 code for a protein of 155 amino acids.
AGCAGACCCGUGGUUUAGAACCCGAUGGCUUUAACUUUUGGAAGAGAUUCGAGGGGAAAGUAGGUGACCGUCUGAAAGACAUCAUGACAAGGGCUACUGUGGCUGAUGCUGAUCAUAAGCCAGGUUUACUACAGGAGCACGAGGCAUGCAAGGCCAUCUUUGAUAAAGUGCUCACUGAGGCGGAAUAUCAAAAAUUACUGACUAGGAAGGACGUCAGCCUUUCCCACAAAGCCCUACAGGGGGCGCUCAUGAUCUCGCACUACCGACACGAGAUCCGUUUCCAGCAGUCCUAUCAGUUCCUGACAAAGCUGAUUGAUGUGGACGCCCUCAUGAACAAGUGGAGAUACCACCAUGUGUUUAUGGUGCAUCGUAUGAUCGGUGCCAAGCCGGGAACUGGGGGAUCCGCAUCCGGGUAUCACUACCUUCGCUCAACCAUCAGUGACAAGUAUCGCAUCUUUCUGGACCUGUUCAACCUGUCCAACUACUACCUGCCCCAAGAGUUUGUUCCUGAGCUCACCGAUGGAAUGAAAGCCAUCCUUUCUCCCAAGUAAAAGUCAUCAAGAAUGUGUGACUCAUUACAAAAUACGAUCCUAAAGAAGUGAAUACAGUCGAUCUCUCUCUUUGCGAGUAUGAAUGAGAAAAUAUAUCUGUUAUGAAUAUUUCAAACUUUUUAAAGAGUAAAGUGUUAAUAUAUUACUUUAAAGAAAUAUUACCUAAUAUAUGUCUAUAUUGUUCUGUAAAUUCAACUUUGAUAUUACUUAUAAUACUACUGGUACUACUACUUCUACAACUACCAAGGGUUUGUUCCAGAGCUCACAAAUUAAAUGAAAGCUUUCAUUUCUCCGAAGUAAAAGUCAUCGUGAAUAUGUGACCCCUUGCAAAAUACAAUCCAAAUUAACUUAUCACAGUACAACUCUCUUUCUCUCUGACACUGAAUGAGAAAACAUCUCUUUUAUAAAUAUUUAAAACUGUUUUAAGAGUAAAGUGUUAAUAUAUUACUUUAAAGAAAUAUCACGUAAUAUAUGCCUAUAUUGUUCUGUAAAUUUAACCUUCCUUGCUACUACUUCUACAAUCUAUUAGAGGUGAUCACAAUGCAUCUCUCUUUCUCUCUGACAAUGAAUGAGAAAAUAUCUCUUUUAUGAAUAGUUUAAACUUUUUUGAGACUAAAUUGUUAAUAUAUUACUUUAAAGAAAUAUUACUUAAUAUAUAUCUCUAUUAUUGUUUCUGUAAAUUCUACUUUGCUUUUACUGCUACUACUACUACUACUACUACUACUACCAAUGGUUUGAUCCAGAGCUCACGGAUUAAAUGAAAGUUAUACUUUAUCCCAAUUAAAAAUCACCAAAAAACGUGUAACCUCCGUACAUAAUACAAUGAGUAAUAAGUGAUCACAGUCUCUCUGAAAAUGAAUGAGAAAACAUCUCUUUGAUGAAGAUUUAUCAAUGUUUUAAUGCUACAAUACCUAAUAUAUUGUUUUCUCCAUGCAAAUACAAUGAUAAAGCGAACAUUGCAGAUAUAAAUGGACAAACUGGGAAACAUAGGUAAAGGCAAUCGUGUGAAAUAGUAAAGGUAAAACUGAGAUGAAAGGGGAUAUGAUUAAAAAUGUGGCGCGUUGCUGAAGAAAUAACUUGUUCACAGUAAACAACUAAAUUAUUCAUACCCUAAACAAGGUUUUGUAAUUUGUUAAAAAUGAUUUGCCCCGAUUUAUAUCUCUGGAGAAUGCCCCAUACGAAAGCUUACAUAUAAAAGUAUUUAACGAAAGGCCAUAAUUAAACCACUCCCCCGUUCUUUCUUGC